This is a messenger RNA of Chlamydomonas reinhardtii, 4374 nucleotides long. RefSeq lists its product as uncharacterized. The record is from RefSeq and is a predicted model, not a curated record. The coding region runs from base 522 to 3062 and encodes 846 amino acids. The transcript has 18 exons. Gene Ontology annotation, biological process: receptor guanylyl cyclase signaling pathway; intracellular signal transduction; cGMP biosynthetic process. NCBI's taxonomy places the organism in Eukaryota, Viridiplantae, Chlorophyta, Chlorophyceae, Chlamydomonadales, Chlamydomonadaceae. Gene Ontology annotation, molecular function: peptide receptor activity; guanylate cyclase activity.
GAGCCAGGAAGCUCAUGGACCGCCAAAACUAGUCUCAAGAGGCGAUGUGUUCGCGUUGCGGCCUUUAUGAUUGCGACUGAUGGGACCAUAGGACCGGAACGAUAUACGAGUCUCUCUUAUACCAGUCUCUCAUGGAAUUCAAACACAAGUAGCUCUGUAUUAUGAUAUAUAUUCUCCAAGUCUCGACUGUACAAUGUCGAUAGUAUUCGUCAGCCUCGUGAACUGGCUGACAGUCCACGCACACUUAAGCGCUGUAGACUACCAUACAUCUAUAUAUGUGUAGUGUGCGGAUGCCUUGUGCUUCUGGCCAGCCGGGCCCUUAAAUGCGCAUCCACUCCUGAAAUCAUGUCAUAGGACGCGCUUGAACGCCCAGAAUUGAAAUGGUCCAGAUGCCUGGCGCCUCAGCAGUGGUGGACUCAGAGCUCGGUGCAAUACAGUCGCCGCAUCCAUCACUGAAACCUCACUCCCGGUGGAGCAUUUGGUGGAGAAAAUGGAGAAAGCGAAGCUUGGCUGUUUAUGCCAUGUUGGUCACCUCGCCAUCCAUCCCCCUCGUCUCUCUCUUCGUCUUCUGCGCACUCCUAGCGGCUGGACUAGCGAGCGUGUUGACUGCAUCUGCGGUAGCCGUCCAACGAGCACAGAACUUCGCUUACAAUGGAGUCGGAAACGGCGCUGCGCUAGCUAUCAAGGAGGCGCUGGUGGUCUCUGCGUUUGGGUCGGAGCUACUGGGCGCAUUCGCCACGCAGAGCCCCACAUGCAAGGAAUUUGAUGCCAAAUGGAAUGCCGCCGCUAAGGACAUCUUCAAGCGGAUCAACUCGGACGUGGUGGUACAGCUGGAGAUCAACAUUGCGGCGGUCAUCACGCACGUGUCGCCGCCGCUACCGCCCAGCCUGGCGGAGGUGCUAAUGGGCAAAGACCUGCUGCGGAGUGAAGCGGACCGGCCCGGCGUCAUCGAGCGUCUGGAGGGCAAGGACCUCGCCAUCAUGGGUCCAUACAAGUGUACGGAGGGCUUCAACUGCAUGUUCACGGUGAUGCCGCUGUUCCUGCCCGCGCCGAGUGAAGCCUACGACUGGGGCUGUGGGCUGCAGCCCUACAACUGCAGCGACCUGUGCUGGGACCCAGUCAACAAGACAAAGUUCUGGGGCCAGGUGAGCACCAUGCUCAACAUGGAUCCGCUGCUGGCUGGAGACGACUUCAGGCUGAGGUCGCUGGAGCGAGACGGCUACCGCUACCGGCUGUGGCAGGCCAACACGUCCCCCGCCAACCCCUACUUCCUACUGGCUGAGUCGGACACCCUGCCAGUGGAUCCCAUGGUCCGCAGCAUCAGCGCCUUCAACCUCCUGUGGUACCUUGAGAUUGCGCCGGCAGCCGGCUGGGUUCCGGCGUGGCGCAGCCCGUGCAUCGCGGUUGUGGUGGUGGGCUCUGUGGCGAUAUCGCUGCUGGUGCUGUGGCUGCUGGUGUCCAAGGAGCAGCACAACCGGCUGCUCAAGGCAAUGCUGCCGGGCAAAGUCAUCAAGCAGCUGCAGGACGGCGAAAGUACGGUUGCUCAGGAGUACCAAGCCGUCACAGUGCUCUUCAGUGACAUUGUGGGCUACACGACUGUGGCUUCGCAGCUGUCUGCCUGGCAGGUGGUGACGCUUCUUAACGAGCUGUUUGGCAUGUUUGAUGAGCUCACGCAACGCAACGGCGUGUACAAGGUCGAGACCAUCGGAGACGCCCUCAUGUGUGUUGCGGGUUGCCCUGUGCCCGACGACGCGGUCCGCAACGCAGUGCGUGCGGCCAACAUGGCGCUGGACAUGGUUAAAGCCGUGGAGCAUUUCAAGCCGUCGCUGGAGGGCGUGCGCGUGCAGAUUCGAGUGGGCCUGCACUCGGGGCCGGUGGUGGCGGGGGUGGUGGGCAAGAAGAUGCCGCGCUUCUGCCUGUUCGGCGACACCGUCAACACCGCCUCGCGCAUGGAGAGCACGUCCACGACCAUGCGCGUUCAGGUGUCGGACGUGACCGCCGCGCUGCUGCGGGCUAGCGGCCUGCCCUUCGUGCUGGAGCCCCGGGGCACCAUCAACGUCAAGGGCAAAGGUGCCAUGGAGACUUUCUGGCUGAAUGCGGGGCCCGCGCAUCGCGACCCGCUAACAGCCCAGUCCGUGCCGCGCAGCGGCCUAAUGCACCGUGUCGGCCACUUCGGCGCCCCGGCCUACGCCACCCCCAGCGUCAGCAACCAGCAGUGUCAGCCGCACCUGCCUGUGGACGUGAGGGUGGCAGGCGUGAGCGCAGGCGCGGUGGAAGGCAGCUUGGCAAGCGUAAACGACCGCCCCAACAGCUACAAUCCCGACUGCAGCCCGAGCGGCAAGAGCGCCAACCGGACCAUGGAGCGGCUCAUCACCGUGCUGCGCCUGGGACGUGCGGAGGCCGGCUUGAGCGGAACCAGCUCCCGCGGCGGUGACGUUGCGAUGGAGCGAGCCCGUAGCGGCAGCGUCGCGAGCGGGCCGCUGGGGCAGCUAGCACUAAAUUUGGGCCCGGCGCCGCCCGUGGCGGCGGCGGAGAGGGACGCGCCCAUUAGCAGCAGUGACGUCCUCACCGCCGGCACGGGCGCGGCGGCCGCGCAGUCAGCUCCGGGCCUGAACACCUCAGGCACAGGCUGUGGGCCCGGGACGAGCUCGCGUGUGUCGUUCGGCCCCUUCCCCAGCAGCCCCCUGGGCAACAGCAGCCGGCUGACGCCGGUCUCGCAGUCCACCUCCGCGAGCUUUGGUGCCACGUUCCCAGCGCUAGUAACUGCGGAGAGCGGCGACGGUGGGGCCGGGGCACAGACAGCACACAGCGACCAAUGGGCGUCCCCCGCCGCGGCGGGUGCGGUGGUCGGGCCGCCUCCGUGGCAGACGGGGCGGCCAGUCUCAGUCGUGGCGCAAACCGGCAGUCGUGGAGUUAGUGGCACAACGGCGAGCUUGAGCGCGGGCAUUGCAGGCGCGAUUGCGAGCGCGCAGCGUGUGCCAGCUGCGGUGGUGGUCGUCACUAAGCCGUCGUCGGAUGCCAGCGCGUCGCCCAACUUGGCGGACCCAACAGCAACACUUUGAAUGGCGCAGGCAGGUCGGUUGCAGUAUAAAUAAUAGCAGUUCUACAUGUUCGCAGCUGCAGGAGAUCAACUGGAGGGGUUUGCGUGGAGGCAGGCGGGCGCAUAUGGGUUUUGUAUCACCGGAAUUGCAAACUUAAUGCAGCGUUGUGUUGUGUGUUGUAGUCAGCGUGCGUGCAUGUAGUGCGCGCGCGUGUGUGUGCUUGCUGUUUGCAUGUUCCCCACGGAAUUGCACUGCCCAACAUCGCUGCCACCACAUUCUGAUCAUUCGUGCAUCCUUUGCCAUUAAAAGGUAGGACGGACUACGAUGAAUGGGACUUAGCACUGUCGUAGGAUCGGUCGGCAAGCAUAUAUGGGAUUGCUGCUGGUUUCGUUGACACUCGAAGUUGUAUGGGAAACUUUCCGACAAUGGCAUGGCGAUAUGAUACAAUACACGCAUAUGCGCGCGAUGCAUCUCUGUGAGAACGUGGGUGUUGCGGCCUCGGGGGCCCAACGACGAGCGCAUCCGUUGCGGCGACAUCGUGUCAGGCAGCUGCAGGCACGGCCUGUGCCACGGUGGAACUCUGCAGGACUGGUGGCGGCGUUGACGCCUGCAGGUGUGAAGGGAUUGUUGCCAGGAGUUGGGAAGCCAAGCAGUGUGGAUUGUACGACGCGAGUGCAGUGGUGCAUGAUGCAUGUACGGUAUGGAUGCGGAUUACAAGCCUUGGGGAAGCGGGUAGCCGUUCCUGCAGACAGAGUGGGAGAUGGGGACAUUGCAGCAGGGGUUGAUGUCAAAGGAUGAUAGGAUGGCCCAAGCGCUCGUGACGACGUAGAUGCACCCCAGCAAUCCCGUAUCUCCAUGUUGGGACGAUGUGCUGCUUGGAUUACGAAGGGAACGGAUUGCGGCGGGAUCUGUGUUGGCGUUUGCGCCAUUUGGCUAUUCGGCGAGUGCUUUUUAUUGAAUAGGAGUCGUGUCGGGUCGACGCUCGAGCCUCGAGGGGUACCCCUGGAGGCCGUGGAGGGAGCUGCCUGCGGGGGUCCGUGUAGGGCGGCGAGGGCACAAGGACGAUGGUCCUGGUGCCGUCGUAUUGUUUGCCAGCGGCACCUGGGCGAAUCCUGGCGAAACCAGGGAUAAGGGAAGGAGCUUACAUCGCCCCUACGGCACGCUCUAUGCUUUAGGCUGCUAGCAGCUAAUAGGGACAUCGCCAGAAGAGCGCAAUUUCAGUUCAUCUUCGUUACGAGCGGCAUGUUAAAAGCAACUUCCUAGGCGGUCGCUGUGACCGUUCAGUGUUCGCGGCUCAGUCGCCGGUAAACUUGCCAUGUAAGCUGGUAUUUCG